This is a messenger RNA of Eucalyptus grandis, 1244 nucleotides long. RefSeq lists its product as uncharacterized. The record is from RefSeq and is a predicted model, not a curated record. The transcript is spliced from 3 exons. Lineage: Eukaryota; Viridiplantae; Streptophyta; Magnoliopsida; Myrtales; Myrtaceae. The coding region runs from base 555 to 983 and encodes 142 amino acids.
UGCUUCGAGAUGUCCUUUUUGGUUUAUGCAUUCUUGUUAUAUUGUUCUUCAUUCUGAAUAUGAAAUCAAGUCUCCUAGGCUUAUGAAGAUUAUACAUUUUAUUUUUUCCCACAGGGAAUACCAAAGAGGUUCAUGAAAAUAUGGUGAGAAUCUCUCAAAAGGAUGAUUUCUGGGAGAUUGGUUUGGCCUGUGGAAUUGGAAAAAUGUGAUGAGAUGGUUUGGCUAUCAAAGGGUUGGAAUGAAUUUGCAGAGCAUUGCUACAUCUGUGAGAGUGUGAGGGCCAAUUUUUCGUCUCAAAUCUGAAGAGGACUCCAUUUACCAUGUAAUCAUUUUUGAUAAAAGCAUGUCUGAGAUAGAAUAACUGCCAAUCAAUGUCAAUAUGAGGAACCGAGCCUCAGCAAUUGUGGAAUUAUCUUGUUAAAAGUGGAAGAUGCCUACAAUUGCCAUGAUGUUGCAGUUGAGCUUGAAGUCUUAGGAGAUGAAGCCAAGUGUCCUUAGCUUUGUAUGACGAUGGAAUUUGAUCAUUUUUGCGAAGUUCGUGGCAGUUCCUAUGCAUGUUCAUCAGCACGGAGUUUGGGGAGGGACAGAAGUUUGAACGGCUCAUCAUGAGAUUUUCCAAGUGUAAGCUGAGAGAGCCGGGCUUGUGCAGCGCUCUUGAACCAGCCAACAAAUUUAAACCUGAGAUCCUCCCACUAUCUUCCUCAGAAAUCAUUGGUUGUUUUCUUGUUUCUGAUGACAAAAUUGCGAAAUGUCUGUACUUGAGUAGAGAGUUCCUGGUUCAUUCCCAAAGACGCAUAUUAAGGAAAGCUCAUAGAUCAUUGGUUUCAUAUUUCAAGACAAAUCAUGGCCCAUUGAAGCUCAUCAGCCACGAACAUUAUGGAAACUUAUCUGCUCGUUGGGCUGCAUUCAGGAGAGAAACUCCUCUGCAGGUGGAAGACAUCUCUGCGUUCGAGCUUUAUCGGAAGGGACAAUAUCGUGUUUAGAGUAUCCAUCUUCAGAACCACUGAUAAGACUUGCGUGAAUAACAGUAUUAUGCAAAUACGAUGCAGCAGAGGCAGCAUCGGUUUUAGCUCACUUUUGGUGAGAACUAAACAGACAGAAUUGCUAGGCUGAAUUCUGCUUCUAGUUCGGCAAAAUAGAUAAAAGCAUGAGUUUUGUUCCAAUGAAUGAAUGGUCCUGAACGUGUACGAUACCUUUCCUUGAUCCUAGACUUAAUGAUCACCAUGUUGGCGCCAGGCGGGAGU